Dinoponera quadriceps is the source of this 1212-nucleotide messenger RNA. Its product is annotated as odorant receptor 13a-like. NCBI's taxonomy places the organism in Eukaryota, Metazoa, Arthropoda, Insecta, Hymenoptera, Formicidae. Gene Ontology annotation, cellular component: plasma membrane. Gene Ontology annotation, molecular function: odorant binding; olfactory receptor activity. The coding region runs from base 1 to 1212 and encodes 403 amino acids. The transcript has 6 exons. The record is from RefSeq and is a predicted model, not a curated record. Gene Ontology annotation, biological process: sensory perception of smell; detection of chemical stimulus involved in sensory perception of smell.
AUGAUAGUCACGAGCACGAUCAGUCCAUCACUGAAAAGUGGACUUCGAUUCCUCGGCGUGUGGCCGAACAUGCCACAUGCCGCCAUUAAUCGGCUCAUUUAUAUAUCAAGCAUACUAAUCGUGCAAUGCUUUCAGUACUUGUACGUAUUCGCGCACUGCUCUUUCGGCGAGCUGCAGAAUCUCGUGGACAGCUUGCCGCCGACUUUAGAUUAUAGUUUGACGAUCAUCAAACUAUUGACACUUUGGAAGAAUCAUCGACGUGAUAACGCCACCGAACGAGAUAUUUCGAUUAAAGUGACACAUUGCAGAGUGGUUCGCGAAAUACUGGCCGCUAUAGACACUGAUUGGCGCGAGUGCGUGAAUAUUGAUGAAUAUUUUCGGUUAAUGACGGCGAAAGCCAGUAUCGCGCAUUUUUGCUCGAACGCUAUGGUGAGCUUCAACGUGACCGCCGGUGUGCUAUACCUGCUGGGUGAUUACGCGGUUGGUAUCGUACAUGUGGCUGAGGGCGACAAUAAUAUCUCACGACCGUUCCCUAUCAAGAUACUGUUUCCGUUUGAGGCCGAGCAGUCGCCGAUCUACGAGCUACUCGUCGUCAUCUUGUUUCUCCAUGUUUUGUUAAAUACAUACACGGUUGCUAUUCUGAACGCUUUGAUCUUUACUUUGGUAUUUCACGCAAGCGGACAAAUUGAUAUCAUAUGUCAAGAUUUCAAAACUGCUUCUGAGAAACUAUCUCAUUACGGAUCUUCUGGACAUAUAAUAAAUAUACUGAUUGGGAGGCACAAUAAAGUGAUCACAUUUUCCGAGAAUCUCGAUCAACUUUUUUCCUUUAUGGCUCUGAUGCAAGUAUUUUGGAAUACAUUAGUCAUUUGUUGCCUAGGACUUCUCGUCAUUACAUCUGUUCAUAAUGAAUUUGGCGUUGGCUUGGUGAAAACCAUAUUUGCUUACAGCGCUAUAAUGGUGGAAAUUUUUAUCUUUUGCUUUGCGGGAGAGUAUCUUAGUAUAAAGAGUAGAUUACUCGCCGAUGCAGCGUACGAAUCAUUAUGGUAUAACAUGUCGUCUGAUCACGGUAAAAAUGUAUUAUUUGUCAUUAUGAGAUCACAGAAACAACUAAGUAUCACGGCGGGAGGGAUGAUGAAUUUAUCGUUAGAAGCUUUCGCUAGUAUCAUGAAGGCGUCAGCAUCAUAUGUAUCUGUGUUACAUGCGAUGUAUUAG